AUGCGAAUCAACACAAAGUGCCUAUGGACAUUUACAAUUUCAAUACUUGUUUCCAUUUUAUCGGACUAUUUUGGUCAAUGCAAAUCAACUUUAAUUGACGAGGAUAAGACCUUAAUCGCAGAAAAUGCUGCGUUUUUAAAUGAUUUACUUGAAGACCAACUAAAUAGUGAUGAUUCGCCAAAGUUAACAGGAGAUGAAACGCAUGGAAUUGCAAGCAAUUUUUCAGAGUGGGAUAAUACUAAUUAUGGUAAAGUUUCUGGAAAUUCUCGGAUAUCAACUGUCCAUUCUGGCCCUGACAAACGUGAAUGGUCAAAAUUUGUAACAUGGGGUAAACGACAAAUACCGCUUGAGUCUUAUACAGGAAGGAUAGAUGAGGAUUUUGCAAAUAAAAACGAUUUAGGGUUUGAUUGGCUUAAACAUAUUAAAGAUGAACGGACAUUUCAAGAUGUUAUCAGAUGGAAGAAAAGAGCCCAUGCCAAAAGGUUAGAUGAGGAUUCUAACUUAGAUUUGUCAGUGUAUAUUUCUCGGAGAAAUCGUAACGGUGAGACAAAUCAGCUAAACGACGUAGGUAAUCGAAAGUGGCAACGAUUCACAUCUCGGACAAAAAGAAACAAUGGACCGCUUCUUAGUGACAAAAGAAAAUGGGCGAAAAUUAUUUCACGGCACAAAACAAACUAUGAUCCAAUUUUGAUGAAACUUAAAAAACGAAAAUGGGCAACAUUUACUUCUUGGGGAAAAAGGUCCGAAAUUAUCAAUGAAUUGGAAGGUGAGAAGACAAAAUUGGCAAAGGAGCUAAGCACUGUUGAUAAAAGAAAAUGGGCCAAGUUUGCUUCAUGGGGAAAGAGACCAACGAACCCGAAGGAUUGGUUAGCGUGGAAUUCAGGGGGAAAGAGAAAAUGGACCGGGCUCACAACGUGGGGAAAACGGUCCGGUGAUGUUUUCAAUACAGAACCUUUGACACGUGACUUGCUAUACUUUUUUGAUAAUAAUGGUUCAAAUUGA
Molecule: messenger RNA, 1002 nt
Organism: Ruditapes philippinarum (Manila clam)
Lineage: Eukaryota; Metazoa; Mollusca; Bivalvia; Venerida; Veneridae
Exons: 1
Coding region: 1-1002 (333 amino acids)
Source: RefSeq, a predicted model, not a curated record